UGGCUGAGGAGUGGAGAAUCGAAUCAGUUGUCCAGAACAACAAAACCAUUCGGCUGUGGAUGUGUUCUUUCACGUCUCUAAAAGACCACAUCACGUUGUCAUCAUGUCAACACCGAUUGUUUCACUAUUAGAUGCGUGGGAAAGAAACAGGAAUGCUCGAGUGAAGAGGAGCCAAAACCUGAAGCUAUGGCCUCAUCAACUGGCAUUACUGAGAGAACCCAGUGUGGUGGGAUCUCUCGCCCAGCGGAGUGCGAAGAUAGCAGGCCGACUCCUCCCGACAGACGGCACCAAUGUGUUUCGCCGCUUCACGCCGGAGUCGCUGGCAACUGGCGAGCGCCGGAUGGAGGAGGAAGCCGCUGAGCAGAAGCGCAGAAAGGAGCAGAACGGCAACGCCCCUACGAAGGAUGAGGAGGAUGAGAAGAACUUUCCCAAACCCUACAGCGACCUGGAGGCUGGGAAGGCCCUGCCCUUCAUCUAUGGAGACCUGCCGCCAGAGCUGUGCAACAUACCACUGGAGGAGCUGGACCCCUACUACCAGGCCCAGAAGACAUUUAUCGUCAUCAACAAAGGGAAUACCAUCUUCAGGUUCAACGCUGAACCAGCCUGCUGCUGUCUGCUAUUGAGUCCCUUCAAUAUUGUCAGGCGGGCAGCCAUUAAAGUGCUCAUACAUUCAUUGUUCCGCAUGUUCAUCAUGGUAACUCUUCUAACAAACUGCGUGUUCAUGACGAUGAGCAACCCUCCAGAAUGGAGUAGAAUUGUGGAGUUUGUUUUUAUUGGUAUCUAUACAUUUGAAGCAACUAUCAAAGUGCUAUCCAGAGGAUUCUGUAAAGGAAAGUUCACAUUCCUUUGUGAUGGAUGGAACUGGCUUGAUAUCACGGUCAUCACCACAGCGUGCAUCAUUGAGUUUGCUCAUCAUGUGCCUGUGCUGAGGACUUUUCAAGUUCUUCGUGUCUUGAAAAUUAUCCCUCUAUUUCCUGGUCUGAAAACCACUGUUGGCGCACUGAUCCAGUCUGUGAAGAAGUUAAGGGAUGCAAUGUUUAUCAUGCUGUUUGGUCUGGCUCUCUUCGCCAUGCUGGGCCUCCAAUUAUUCAUGGGCAACCUGCAGCAGAAGUGCGUCAUAUGGCCACUGGAUCUCAAUAGCACAAAUGAGCACUUCGACUAUGGGGCAUACCUCAACAAUGCCAGUAACCAUUACUUCCUGCCGGGUCAGUUAGACGCGCUGCUCUGUGGAAACUGCGUAGACAGUAGUGUUUGCCCUGAAGGAUACAACUGCCUCAAGACAGGACACAACCCAAACUAUGGCUACACAAACUAUGACUCGUUUGGCUGGGCCUUCCUGGCUGCCUUCCGUCUGAUGACGCAGGACUUCUGGGAGGAUCUUUUUGUGAAGACUCUCCGUGCAGUGGGAAAAACCUACACAAUCGUCUACAUGAUCAUGCUGUUUGGCUCUCUCUAUUUCAUCAACCUCAUUCUGGCAGUGGUUGCCAUGGCGUAUGUUGAGCAGAAUGAUGCUACCAUUGCUGAGGCCAAAGAGAAGGAGGAGGAGUACGCUAUGAUUCUGGAGCAUCUGAAGAAUCAGGAGGCUGAGAGACGAGGCAAAAUAGCUGCCAGCAAUAUACCCCUGUCGAAUCAGUACAAUAAGAGUGGAGGGACAGAGGAUGAGCAUACUGAUGAUGACCGAAGCCUUGGCAAGGAUGGAGAGGUCAAGACAGCCCUAAAGGACGAGGAGGUGCCAGGGAUGCAAGAGGCGACAACCAGUGCUGUCAGUGCAGUGAUAGCAGUGGAAAACACCAUGGACGACCUUGAGGAACUUCAGAGGCCAUGUUCCCCUUUGUGGUACAAGUUUGCAGACCUCUUUCUUAAGUGGAACUGCUGUCCUCCCUUUAAGAAGUGGGUCUACUUUGUGAUAAUGGACCCAUUUGUGGACCUGGGCAUCACUAUCUGUAUUAUGGUCAACACUAUUUUCAUGGCCAUGGAGCACUAUCCAAUGACUCAUGAGUUUGAGAAUAUGCUGUCAGUGGGGAACCUGGUAUUCACUGGGAUUCUAACAGUUGAGAUGGUUUUCAAGAUCAUCGCCAUGGACCCCUAUUAUUACUUCCAAGUGGGCUGGAACAUCUUUGACAGCAUCAUUGUGACCUUGAGCCUGUUGGAUCUGAGUCUGGCAGAUGUCAAGGGCCUGAGUAUGCUGCGCCUCUUCCGUUUGAUCCGCAUCUUCAGACUGGCAAAGUUCUGGCCUGCCUUAAACCUGGUGCUCCGUGUCCUCGCCAACUCUGUGAGUGUCCUAGGCAAACUGACUCUCAUCCUUCUCAUCACCGUAUUCAGCUUUGCUGUGGUGGGCAUGCAGCUGUUUGGCAAGAGCUACAGUGAAUCUGUGUGCAAGAUUGCACAGGACUGUGUGUUGCCCCGCUGGCACAUGCAGGACUUUUUCCACUCCUUCCUCCUCAUCUUCCGCAUCCUGUGCGGAGAGUGGAUCGAGACCAUGUGGGACUGCAUGGAGGUGGCUGGUCAAGGCAUGUGCAUAGUCUUCUACAUGAUGGUCAUAAUCAUUGGUAAACUGGUGCUUCUGAACCUCUUCCUGGCCUUGCUGUUCAGCUCCUUCAGUGGAGAUAACCUGGCCCCACUGGAUGGUGAUGAACAGAAAAACCUCCAGAUCGCCAUUGGGAGAAUCACCUGGGCCAAAGUCUUCAUCUUUGGGUAUGUUAGGAGGCUUCUUGGGCUGAAACCCAAAAAGGGUGGGGGGGGAGAGGAGGAUCACGUCAACAACUUGGUUCUGAAGCAUCUGGACUCAGACAAGCCUAAGCUAAAGAAAGUGGACAACAAGCAGGGCGCCAGCGAUGAUGGAUCCUUUCUGAACACUCCCGUCCUCAACGUGCCGAUCGCCAAGGGAGAGUCAGACUUUGACACUUACGAUGAUGAUGGUACUUCAGGGAAUGAGCAUAAAGCAGAAGAUGAUGAGAAAACUAAGCAGGAGGAUCAUGCAGAUAACUGUUCAAAAAGCAGUAUGGUGGACAAGGGUCCUGCUAUAAAGGAGAUGAAGGAAGAGAAAAGGGCGGACUUGCCUCAGCCUCAGGAGUGCCUCACCGAGAAUUGUAUCCACUGCUGUCCUUGCCUGGCCCUCGAUAUCACCCAGGGUAAAGGGAAAUCCUGGUGUACCUUUCGGCGCACAUGCUAUUCCAUAGUGGAGAACAAGUACUUUAAGGGCUUCAUUAUUUUUGUGAUCCUGCUCAGCAGUGGUGCUCUGGCCUUUGAGGACAUCUACAUUGCAGAAAGACAAACCCUUAAGAUCAUUCUGGAGUAUGCCGAUCAGGUGUUCACAUGUAUCUUCAUCGUGGAGAUGCUCCUCAAAUGGGUAGCUUAUGGCUUCAAAGUAUAUUUUACCAAUGCCUGGUGCUGGCUGGACUUCCUCAUUGUUGAUGUUUCCAUUAUCAGACUGAUGGCCAACAUCCUGGGUUACUCAGAGCUGGGGGCAAUGAAGUCCUUAAGAACCCUCAAAGCCCUGAGACCCCUCAGAGCCCUCUCCAGAUUUGAAAACAUGAGGGUGGUGGUGAAUGUGCUAGUGGGAUCCAUCCCCUCCAUCUUCAAUGUGCUGCUGGUCUGCCUGAUCUUCUGGCUAAUCUUCAGCAUCAUUGGUGUCAACCUCUUUGCCGGAAAGUUCUACUACUGUUGGAACACCACGACAGAGGAAUUGUUUCUUCAUGAAGACGUUAACAAUAAGUCCGAUUGUUAUGACCUCAUGGAGUUUGGUAUUGAUGUUCAAUGGAAGAACGUUAGGGUCAACUAUGACAGUGUGGUCAUGGGUUAUCUUUCUCUGUUUCAAGUGGCAACAUUUAAAGGAUGGUUGGACAUCAUGUAUGCAGCAGUUGAUUCACGUCAGAUUGAACAGCAACCGGAGUAUGAAGCAAACCUCUACAUGUACCUCUAUUUCGUCAUAUUUGUCAUCUUUGGCUUCAUCACCGCCAAUCUCUUCAUUGGUGUCAUCAUUGACCAUUUCAACCAACAGAAAGCAAAGUAUGGAGGCAUUGGCAUCUUCAUGACAGAAGCACAGAAGAAGUACUACUAUGCUAUGAAGACACACAGUUCUAAGCCUCUGAAGCCUAUACCAAGACCAAAGAACACAUUCUUUGGACUGGUCUUUGACUUGGUCACCAACAAAUUCUUCGACAUCUUUAUGAUGGUUGUGAUCAUGCUCAACAUAGUGAUUCUAAUGAUGGAAACAGACAACCAGAGUGAGCAGAUGUAUGAGAUACUUUACUUCGUCCACAUUGCCUUAAUUGUGAUCUUCACCAUGGAAUUCAUUCUGAAACUGAUUGGCCUCAGACAGUACUACUUCUCUAGUGGCCUGAAUAUUUUGGACUUUUUUGUGCUGAUUAUAUCCAUAGUGGGUUUUUUUCUGGCAGACCUCAUUUGGAAAUAUUUUGGCUCUCCAGCUCUUUUUGGUGUGAUCCGACUGGCAAGGAUUGGUCGAGUUCUGAGCCUCAUUCCUGGUGCCAAGGGAAUUCGAACCCAUCUGUUUACCCUGAUGAUGUCACUUCCUGCUAUUUUCAAUAUGUGCCUUCUCCUUUUUCUCAUCAUGUUUGUUUUCUCUAUUUUUGGCAUGUUUAACUUUGCAUAUGUUAAGCGUGAAAUAAUGAUCAAUGACAUGUACAACUUUGAAACUUUUGGCAACAGCUUCAUCUGCCUUUUCAUUAUCACAACUUUAGCUGGUUGGGAUGGAUUCCUUAUCCCCAUGACCAGUGGUCCACCCGAUUGUGACCCUGAUAUGGAAAACCCAGGAUCAGAUGUAAGGGGUAACUGUGGAAGCCCUGGGGUAGCAAUAGUCUUCUUAUGCUCUUACAUUGUCCUGUCCUUCCUGAUAGUGUUGAACAUGUGUAUUGCCAUCAUCCUGGAGAUCUUCAACAAGUCCACUGAGGAAAGUACCAACUUGUUGCCCGAGGAAGAUUUAAAGCAAGCAAGAGAACGUGGCCUCCCGAGUCAUCCAGAGAGCCUGGCGCAAGCACAUCCUCCAGCACCCUGAGUCCAGAAUGAAAAUGUUAGAGCGAGUCAUAUUUAGCUGGAAUUAUUUGAGGGUUAGUGUCACCAAUUUCUAUGUGUGUACUGUGGUUUAAGUAUUGGUGCACUGGAAUAUAUGCAUUGACAUAAAAGAGUAUCUUUUAUCAUCGCUAUUGUAGUUAGAGGGUAACAAUUACUUACUUACUUACUUACUUACUUACUAACCAAUUGGUCUAGUAGUGUAACAAAUAAGACUAGUCAUUUAAGAUAUGGAUUUUAAUCUUUUAACUUUUAUUAUUUGUUAAUUUGUUAGUUUAUGUCUUGAUGUCUGGAUCCGCUGGCGAGUCACACAGAUCCAUGUGGCAUCUUCUUUUUCUUUGAUUUCUUUUUCUUUUUUUAUUCUAGUGUUUGUAAAUUGUCUGUAUUUUCACAUUUCAUUUGUGAAGCGAUCUUGGGUGUCUUGAAAGGUGCUUUAUAAAUAAAAUGUAUUCUAACCAAGUGUUAUUGAUCUUAUAUUAAGAUUAAAAAAUCUAUUUGGUAUUGUUUUUAGAAUGAAAAAACUAA
This is a messenger RNA of Alosa alosa (allis shad), 5553 nucleotides long. Its product is annotated as sodium channel protein type 4 subunit alpha B-like. The transcript has 26 exons. The record is from RefSeq and is a predicted model, not a curated record. NCBI's taxonomy places the organism in Eukaryota, Metazoa, Chordata, Actinopteri, Clupeiformes, Clupeidae. Gene Ontology annotation, molecular function: voltage-gated sodium channel activity. Gene Ontology annotation, biological process: sodium ion transmembrane transport; membrane depolarization during action potential; neuronal action potential. Gene Ontology annotation, cellular component: axon; plasma membrane; voltage-gated sodium channel complex. The coding region runs from base 104 to 5014 and encodes 1636 amino acids.